This is a messenger RNA of Penicillium roqueforti, 1230 nucleotides long. It is a transcript of the gene trm10, whose product is annotated as tRNA (guanine(9)-N(1))-methyltransferase. The record is from RefSeq and is a predicted model, not a curated record. Gene Ontology annotation, cellular component: nucleus. Gene Ontology annotation, molecular function: tRNA binding. Bases 1 to 1230 code for a protein of 409 amino acids. The transcript has a single exon. Gene Ontology annotation, biological process: tRNA N1-guanine methylation. NCBI's taxonomy places the organism in Eukaryota, Fungi, Ascomycota, Eurotiomycetes, Eurotiales, Aspergillaceae.
AUGGAGGAGCAAGAGCGGCCUCGAAAAUUAGCCAAACUCGAUCACGACGAAGAUACCACCCACGAGGAGCUCAGCCCGGCCAUGACUGGCGCUCAUGAUGUUGCCAGCAACGAGCCGGAGCCCGCGUGCGCUCAGAUUGGCAACGAACCUCUCGAUCUCUCGGAAUUCACAGUUCACAAGGAUACAAAAACUGCCAAUGAACCUACAACUCAAGAUGCUCAGGGGGCCCCGGCUGUAAUGUCGAAAAAUCAAAUGAAGAAAUUACGCCGUGCGGAAGCUCACCAGCAAAAGCGCGCGCUUCAAAAGUCCCAGAAGAAGGACAAGAUCAUACAAAAGCGAGAGCGUCGCAAAGCUAUGAUUGCAGAGGCACGAGAAAAAGGCGGCGAGGAAGCUGCGAACAAGCUCCUGGUCUUAUGGCGGGGCAAAAAAGCCAAGCACACCAAGUCAACACUCUUACCUCUUACAUUCGUCAUGGAUUGCGGCUACGACGAUCUGAUGUCUGAUAGAGAGCGCAUCUCAUUAGCUGGUCAGCUCACGCGCUCAUACUCGGACAACAGCCGCGCACUCUACAAUGGGCACAUGAUAUUCUCGUCAUUCAACAAAUUACUGAAGGAGCGAUUUGACACCGUACUGGCAUGCCACAAGAACUGGAAACGGGUUCGCUUUCUACAGGAUGACUUUGUACGUGCUGGCGAGCUGGCCAAACAACAGAUGACAGCCCCGCGAGGAGGUCAACUCGCCGGACCGUUCGCUGAACAAACUGAUGCGAAGCCUGAGGACGGUGAAAUCAUAUAUCUCAGCAGUGAUAGUGAGAAUACUCUGACUGAGCUGAAGCCUUACAGCACUUAUAUUGUUGGAGCGCUAGUGGAUAAAAACCGACACAAGGCAAUUUGUUACAAGGAAGCGGUUGCAAAGGGCAUCAAAACUGCCAAAUUGCCUAUCGGGCAGUACAUUCAAAUGGCCCAUCGUCCGGUACUGGCCACCAACCAUGUCAUUGAGAUUAUGCUUCAGUGGUUGGAACUUCGUGACUGGGGCAAGGCGUUCAUGAAGGUUAUCCCUCCCCGGAAAGGUGGCGCUUUGAGGGCAGAUCAGAAGCGGGGCGAGGAAGAUGUCGAGAAUGGUGAUGAAGAUGUGAACGAAGAAGAUGCCGAAGCAGAACAGAUGAAACAGCUAGAGGAGAUUGCAGCUUUUGAGGAAGGAAGCGAGGACGAAAACGAAGAGAAAGAAUAG